AUGUUAAAUGUUUGCUCCUGAAACGUUUAAUUUCUCCUGUCUUGUAUUUUCACAGAGUGACACUCGAAUGUUAGUUGUUAGUUUAUGUUUUUCGUUUGUGGUUUCUGAAUUCAGGGGCGGAGUGAGACGUCUGUCUGGCGUCUUUUAAAAUCUCUGCCCCGACCGGAAGCCGGAAGUGCGGUGUUUUGUUGUCAGCAACAGUUGCUGUUUCGAGAUUUGUCGCUUUGACACUUGUAGUUUCUCUCUCCGCAUCUUUCUGACGUGUGUUUCUGUGUUUCUGUGUGAUUUUUAACUCCAGUUUUCCGCAGCAGCUCCUCGCGCUCACCGGGUUUCACCGUCAGCCGCGGUCCCGCGCGGUGCUGGAGCGGGAAGUUUGAACGGGACUAGCUUGUGUUAGCCUGCCGGCUAACGGCUCGCUGCUGCUCUGCAAACCGUCAGCAUGUCGCCUCCGCCGGAUCUGUCCACAGAGGUCAGUCCGGAUCGGUCCUCCUGCAGCUCGGACACCGGGGACGUUUUAAUCCGCUCCACUCGGGUCCUCUUCUCGGAUCGGAGACCUGAAGCUGGACCAGGACCCGGAUCUGUCCAGAUAAGAGUCCAGAAACUUCGGGACCCUCCCGUCCAGCCCCGACAGAAGCCGGACAAGGCUCCUCCUCUGCGGGCAGCAGCGCGCUCUCAGCCCGACAGACCGACGCUGAAGAAACCUGGACCGACCAGAGAGACACAGCCUGCGGCAGCCGAGCGGAGUCCGGACAGGAGGCUCUGUGCCGGGCCGCAGAGCGACCGGCCGCCUGUAAAAAGCGGCGAGUCUCGCUGCUGUCAGUGUGAGCAGACAGAGAGGAAACAACAGGUGAACCCUGAGGCUGACCCCGCCCCCUGCUUACAUCAUCACUCAGGUCACGACCUCCUGACGUCACGGUUUGCCGCCGGAGGUCGAGGACUCGUGCUCGCCGCUCUGAAGCAACGCUCUCACAGCGCCCCCCGCAGGAGGGAGGUUAAAGUGCAGCUGCUGGACUCGGGCCCGCUCCAGACCAGCUCCCAGGAUGCCCCGGGUCUGAGGACCAGCUCCCAGGAUGCCCCGGGUCUGAGGACCAGUUCCCAGGAUGCUCCGGGUGUGGCGGGGGUCCAGAUGGAGGCGGGGCUGUCCUCUGGUUGCCCGGGAGACGCCACCAACGCAGCUACAGCUGCUGCUGCUCUCAUCAAGGCUCAGUCAGAUAUGGAGGCUCGAGUGUCUCACCUGGCUGAAGGUGUGCAGAAGCUGCUGCAGGCUGACAGGGAGGGCGGAGACAGGGAGCAGCGCCUGAGCCGGCAGACGCUGCAUCACCUGGAGACGCUGCACAGCCAACAGCUGCAGCUGCAGAGCCAGCUGCUGGAGUCGGCUCUCAGGAUAGUGACGGGCCACGCCUCUGUGACCCCUACGACCUCUGACGCUGCCGUGACCUCUGACCUCACAGCUUCAGGUCAGCCACCCCGUCUGCAGGUCUCUCACCUGGACACUGCAGCAAAUGUCCUUAGCAACCAGCAGCGAAGCUCCUCGGCAACCAGAGCCGCCGCCGCCACCGUGGAGACGGGCCCAGUUGCUCUGGCAACAGCCCGCCGUGACCGAUGGCCAGAGCUAACCAGAGAUGACCGGUACAGCCGAGGUGCUCCCAGCGUUUCCACAGCAACCCAGCCAGCUGCAGGAAGUCACCUGCAGUCUUCUGCCAAUCACAGUCAGGCGGCGGCAAGGAGAGCCAAUGAGAUGCUGACGGAGAUGGGACGUUUGAAGAGUGAGAUGAAGACGCUGCUGACGCCGGAAAACUCUCUCAAAACCACCAGACCUGGACCAGACCACCACCAGUCCCAACAAAACCUGAUUCAGUCCCAACAAUCCCACUACCAACAAAACCACUCCCAAUCCUUCCAAUCCAAGUCCCAACAAAACCAGUCUCAAUCCCAACAAAUCCAGUCCCAACCAAGCCACUUCCAGUCCAAGUCCCAACAAUCCCAGUCCCAACAAACUGAGCCCCAACAAUCCCAGUUGCAACAAUCCAAAUCCCAACAAAACCAGUCUCAAUCAAAACUAGUCCAGUCCCAACAAAUCCCGUCCCAGUCCCAUCAAAGCCCUUUCCAACAAAUCCAGUCCCAACAAAAUCAGACCCAUCAAACCCAGUCCCAGUCCGUACUGGUCCAGAGGAGGCCUGUGGUUCCGUCCAUGUUGGAGGAGGCGGGUCAGGUUCUCCGUCAGGUUCAGAGACAGAAGAAGGUUCUGGAGGAGAACCUGGAGUCUCUGCUGAGAGCCAGAACAGGAGAGGUCCUGCACUGCCAGCUGGAGGCACUGGCUGCUAACAGAGACUGGGCCGAGGAGGUUCGGAUCAAGAAGACCGUGGACGCCUGGAUCAGCACUUUGACCAAAGACAUCCGGGCCGAGAUGUCCUCAGAGGACGCUGUCCGCUGCAGAGCUGCAGACGCUGCGACCAGACACUCAGCCAGCAGAGACGCCGCAGUGACAUCACAGCAGAGGGCCGCUGGGAGCUCCGCCCACACGGGCAGGGGGAGGCCAGUGAGCGCGCUCAGAGGAACAGGAAGUAAGACUGUGGCGGGAAGAGGAAACAGAAGACAGACAGCUGGACACAGACAGCAGCAGGGGGCGGAGCCUGACAGAGUCCCAGGUAGACUGACAGACAGCGAGCGGGUGGUGGACGGAGAGUCGUACCUGACUCGUCUGUACGGCAGAGCUCCGUAUGAAGGUCUGAGACGAACCCUGAAGAAGAGUCCGUACCUUCGCUUCAGCUCACCUGGCUCACCGCUCAGCAGGAAGUCCCGCCCCCGGCUUGUGGAGAGCGUCAGAGGUGUGAAGGUGAAGUCCUGUAAGACUCAGACGUGUUUGGCUCCUCCCCUCGGUCCGUCACCUGGACCACCUCAGCAUCAUUACAUCAUCGGCUCCUCCCACCCGACCUCUGGUGACCCAGCUGACCUCACAGUGACCCCUGCAGACAAUUACUCCGUUCCCAUGGCGAUCCCGCUGGGUCGUCGCAGGAUGGACUCUUCCAGGUGUCUCGCUGAGCGUCAACAGGAAGUGACAUCACCUCCCACAGCUCCUCCCACAUCUAGUGUGGUUGCCGUGGACGACGCAGCAUCUGAGCUACAGUCACAGGAGGCGGAGCAGCUGGAUGCAGGUGAAGCUCCUCCUCCAUCACGCACUGGUGAAAUCAUCGAGAGGAAGAGUGAAGAAGAGGAGGACGAAGAGAGCGUCUUUCCUGGAACUGACUUCCUGUCUGUCGCUGACGUCGUCCAGGAGGUGAGUGUUGUGGGUGAGGAGGCGGUGGAGUUGGACGGAGGCCCGUCUCCCCCUCCGGUCCUGUAUCAGGGCCCAGUCUUCCCUCCCCAGGCCCGCUCUGCCCUCCCUGCCCAGGAUCGGGUCUCCGUCCCGGGCCUCAACCUGCAAAGAGAUGCCCUGGAGAACCGGCUGGUGGAAUGGGUGGAGCAGCAGCUGAUGUCCAGGAUGAUCUCAGAGAUGUACCGCCCCCCUCCCUCUGACCCCGCCCAGAACGACUCCACUGACCAAUCGGAGCCCGAGGAGCAGAGCGUCACCUCAGACAUUGUGGAGGCGGCAGGAGGUGGAGGUCUGCAGCUGUUUGUAGACUGCAACAUGUCGGUGGACUCGGCUCUGAUCAGGCAGCUGGUUAAUGAGGUUCUGACGGAGCACGUCGCCCUGAUGCUGGGACACAGAGACACGCUGGAGACAGGACCAGAACCAGGACUGGAGCCGCCCAAACCAGGUCCAGGAGCACAUCAGGAGGAGAAACUGGUACCACUGGUUCCUACACCAGUACCGACCCCUCCACCCAGCCUGACCCCGCCCAGCAGAGAGACUCCACGCCUGACCACACCCCCUCCCUCUGAACCAACCAGCCUGCUGAACGAGGAGUCUCCUCAGCCAAUCACAGCACCAGAGCCUGUGGCCACGCCCACCUCCAGCCCAGAGCCCGCCCACUCAGCAGGAAGUCCUCCUGCUGUUCAUCAAGCCCCGCCCCCUCUCACCUGGGGAGACGCUGAGCUGCCAUUGGACGAGGAGAGACCAGAGGAACACCUGGAUACACACCCGCAGCCACUGGUGAUGUCAGUAGCAGAGGAGGAGCCUCGUCUCUCCUCCCCUCUUCCUCCUCCCUCCGUCCCUCCGGCUCCCUCUCCGUCUCCUCCUCCCCCCGGUCCUGAUCCCGGACCGGCGCCCCCCUCCGGCUCCUCGCGGGACUCCAGCAGCUGCAGCAGCUCCAGCAGCAGCAGCACGGUGACAGCUGAGACGGAUGCAGCACUCAAACACAUCUCAGAGGGAGAACUGCUCAUCAGUGUCAACCAGCCGGCGGCCAUGACAGAGGACGAGGCUGUCUGCAGCUUCUCCAGCUCUCUCCAGGAGCUGCAGGAGAUGGACUUUGACCCCCCCAGUGAAGGACAGGUCAGAGGUCACGACCUCCUGCUGACCCUGCUGACCAAGAUGGAGCAGGGAGUCACACACACACAGAGAGGAGAGAGACCACAGCCGGAGGGCUCCUGGGGGAGGGAUCAGGAGGAAGAGGAGGUGAGUGUGGGGGAGGUGAGAGACCAUCGGACUACAGAACCUCACCGGACUACAAAUCCCAAGUGCCACAGUGAGAGUACAGCAGCCCAGAGGGGUCAAACCUCCUCACCUGGACAGAUCAGUCAGUGUGCAGAUGUGUCAGAAGUCAGUUUUGAAGCGACCAAUCAGGGCUCAGUUACUGUGGGCGACCUGACGGAGCCAAUCGGUACACUGACCUCUGACCUCCAGACCGACCUGUCACUGUCUCCUCCUCCACACCUGGAGAACACACACACUGCAGGACAGGUUGGUCCCGUCCUGGUCAGACAGUACGACAGACACACAGCUGGAACCAGGAGGAUGGAUGUUCAUCUGCCCUCCAUCAGACCGGAGGAGGAGGAGCAGGAGGAGGAGGAGGAGGAGGUCAGUGCUGCAGACACAGACUCCUCCACCAGCGAUGUUUUCUGAAGAGAAGGCGAGACGUCCGUCCAUCGGCAGCGUCUCUGUUUUACUGUAUUCGUUCUUAUUUUACGGGUUUUAACAGCUUGACGAUGUGACGACGCCACACAGAGACAUUCAUCUUCAUCCUCUUUAACAGCAAACGCACGUUUCUAACUUCCUCUCUUCCUUGCUUUUGUCUCUGAAGUGUCUUUAUGACUUCCUGUGACCUUUGAUCGCUGUCCAUCUGUCAGCUGACUGAAACCAGACAGACUGAACACAACUGGCGGUUCUUCCUCACGUGAAACGCAAUAAAUGUUUUUAAUAAACUUUUCCAUCCGAC
Molecule: messenger RNA, 5315 nt
Organism: Siniperca chuatsi (mandarin fish)
Lineage: Eukaryota; Metazoa; Chordata; Actinopteri; Centrarchiformes; Sinipercidae
Product: KIAA0586 ortholog
Exons: 29
Coding region: 440-5002 (1520 amino acids)
Biological process (GO): smoothened signaling pathway
Cellular component (GO): ciliary basal body; centriole
Source: RefSeq, a predicted model, not a curated record